Carassius carassius (crucian carp) is the source of this 1667-nucleotide messenger RNA. Its product is annotated as tumor necrosis factor receptor superfamily member 1B-like. The transcript is spliced from 9 exons. The record is from RefSeq and is a predicted model, not a curated record. Gene Ontology annotation, molecular function: protein binding. NCBI's taxonomy places the organism in Eukaryota, Metazoa, Chordata, Actinopteri, Cypriniformes, Cyprinidae. Bases 338 to 1255 code for a protein of 305 amino acids.
UCAAAUGCUCUUUAAAAUGCACACCCUUUAAGUUAAUGCACUUCUCUCAGUAACCACUAUUUGAUGUGUCAAAAGCUCAUGUUAUUACCUUGGAGUUCAUUUAGGGUGAAACUUACCUACUUGUUUUUGAACUGAUUAUGCAAUCCAAAAACCGCUCAAAACAUAGUGAUGAAAGAACCACUGCUUAACUCCUUUCCAAGAGAAUAAAACAAGCACAGAGAUAUUUACAAUUCUACAUGUCAAGGUUAUUGGUAAGAGCGGAUGUUACCAGAAAUACAGACAGGGAAUCUUGAGAUGUGAACGCUGCACUCCAGAGUGUUCUGAGACAAGAAAUGAGAUGGAAUUUACUCCAUGCACUCAGGACAGCAAUAGGUCAUGCUUCUGUAAACCAGGUUUUUACUGUACAAAAGGAAACAAUUAUAUCACACACUGCCAUAAACCAUGUGUUCCUUGUGGGAAGGGCACAUUCUCCAGCAAACCCACUCUGGAAUUCUGCAAACCUCAUAAAAAUUGUGCUGAGCUGGGGAUGAUAAUGCAUAAAGAGGGCUCAGCGACACGGGACACUGAGUGUGUGACUAUGACCACAGUGAUGCCAUCCUCGUCCACUACCACCAAUGUCAUUACUACAUUCCCCAUCACUAACACUUCCAUCCCCAGGACAGGGGUCACUGCACCACUCAUAGACACUUCAGAGGAAAGCCAGUCCCAUUGGCUGCUGCUAUUGAUCUUAAUGUUGAUAAUAUUGUUGGCUGGAUUCUGUGUGCUGAUGAAAAACGGGGCAAAGAAAACCUUAUUAAAAUGUCCUGGUUCAAUAAACGUAAGACAUGAAGAUCAUCAAUACCAGAGUCAAACUGCAGUUGACAAUCAAAUUCCGUCCAAUUCCCAAUCCCAGACCUUGGACACUGGGAUACCUCUCGGUAGUGAUGGCAGAGAGGACAAAGGUCAGAGUACGGAUCUGAUGCCCCAAUCUGGGACUGUACAACAAGUCACAAUGGAGCACAAUGGGAAGGGUGAGAACGUCAGCAAUACCGUUGGGUCCAUCUACAUCUACUCUCCUGGAAUGGUGAUUUUGGGCUCCAACUCGGGUGAUAAAAAGGAAGAGGCAGGAGUUAGCGAAGAAGUCGUUCCCCUCAUCAGCAGACCAAUGCAAGAGUCAAAUCCACCCUCGCAAGAAGUCAGAAUAGCAAUAAGCACACAGGAAGAGGCUGAGGAGGAGCUGAGUUUGAGUUUUCCUGUGCCAGCAACUGGAAAGUGAGAAGUUCAUGAUGGCCUUUAGGAAGAUUCCAAGUGGAAUCAAAAGACUGAAAAUCACAAGUGGCCAUAUAUAAGAUUCCUGGUAAAGCAUUGCAUCUGCAAUGGCUAUGUCAUGGUUUCAGUUCCAGAGAAACAUGCAUGCUGGAAAAAUGUACAGGCUAUCUUGAUUGUACUGUAUGUUGAAUACAGAAUGCACAGAUGUACAAGAUGGAAAAUGCUGAGUAAUGACGCUUUCUUGCACAUCAAGGAAAGAUUUAUGCUUAAUUUAAGUUGGUCAGUUUUUAGAAUUGCACAUGUCUGAAUUGCUGCUGCAGCGAAAAUGGGACAAACACACGUAUGAAGACUGUGCACAGGAGGUACAGAUGAAAGUGUGAGAAAAACGCCCUCAAAGGUGUUAUGAGUUUUCAAAAUGA